Rotaria socialis is the source of this 567-nucleotide messenger RNA. Lineage: Eukaryota; Metazoa; Rotifera; Eurotatoria; Philodinida; Philodinidae. The record is from the annotation of a GenBank genome assembly.
AUGUAUAACACAAGUGGAAGCGAUAUUGAUGUAGAAGAAUUAGAAUAUCAUAAUGGUUCACGUAAGAUUGCAAAAACUUAUGUUGAAAAAAAACGACGUGAUCGUAUUAAUCGAAGUUUAGAUGAAUUAAAAGAAUUAUUAGCUAUUCAUUGCGAUAAAGCGCGUUAUCAAAAAUUAGAAAAAGCUGAAAUACUUGAAAUGUGUGUUGAUUUUGUUAAACAAACAAAUGGACAUUUAAAUUCUAUAAAACGUAAUUAUGAAUUAGGCUAUCAACAAUGUACAACUGAUGCAGCCAACUUUCUUAAUACAAUACCUGAAAUUUCAUUUAUCGAACGGCAGCAUCUUUUAAAUCAUUUAUCGACGGCAAAUAAUCGUCGUUUUCACCCAUAUAGAAAGUCAACAAGUCAUCAUUCAAUUGUUAAUGAAUGGUUUAAUCGUUGCGGUGGAAAACAAAAAUCUCUCGCUGAUUCAUCGUCAUCAUCCGAACGUUCGAACACAUCUAGUCCAUCGUCAUCUUCUUUGGACGAUAAUAGUGAACGUUCAUCAACUCUUUGGAGACCAUGGUGA